AUGCUACUUUUGGUUGUUUUAGUAUUCUUAGGAAGAGCAAGACAAUAUUCAAUAGAGCUUAAGAAUUAACAUACUUAAGAACAUUUGAUAGAGCUUGUAAAUUUAUUAUAACAUUCACAUGCAUAAUUAUUAGAAUUAUAGCAUUAUGAAAGAAUAGGAAAAGAUUUGUAGGGAUUAUUAUAAUUUGAAACAGUAUUUUUAGAAAAGGAAAUAAAAAAAAAAAAUUUAAAGCAUUAAAAACAUCAUAAUAAGAAAGAAGAGAAACACAAAAAAAGACAUCAUAAAUAAAUGAUAAUAAAUGAAGCAUUAAUGGAUGUUAUUCCGUUAACUCAUGAAGAGAAAGGUGUAUUUGAAAAUUCAGGAUCAUUAUUACCUAUAGAUUUUGAAAUUGAAUAGUAAAUGGAGCAUUAAGGUUAAAAAUUAGUAUCCGCAGAAAGAAUUUAAAGUGGUACUUAUAUUGCUGAUGUACCGUUAACAAAUAUUGCAAAUACAAUGUUUAUAGGAGAAUUAAAGAUAGGGAGUGCAAAAGGUAAGAAUACGUUUGAUGUAAUUUUUGAUACUGGAUCUGCUCUUACUUGUAUAGCAUCAGAAUAAUGUAAAGAUAUUGGAUGUUAGAAAAGUAAAAGAUAUAAUAGAGCAGAAAGCAAAUCAUUUAAUGAGAUAGGAAAAUAAGUAGAGAUAGUAUUUGGAAGUGGAACAUUGAAAGGUUUAAUUAAUAGAGAAGAGAUAAGUGUAGAUGGAUUAAAUUUGAAAGAUGCAUUGUUUAUAGAGGUUACAUAAUAGAUUGGAGAUGCAUUUCAUGAAGGAGAAUUUGAUGGAAUAGUUGGAUUGGGAUAUCCUCAUAUGACAGGAGUCCCAACUUUAUUUGAUUAUAUGAUGAAAUAACAUAAGUUACAUUAGAAUCUUUUCACUUUUCAUUUAAAUAGAUAAACAGGUAAUUCUGGAUCAAAAUUGAUUUUUGGAGGAAGUGAUGAUUCUUAGAUUAAAGGAUAAUGGGUAUAUCAUAAAGUUCAUCAAUAAUUUUAUUGGUCAAUUAUGGCAGAAGAAAUAAGAGUAGGUAAUAAAAAUACUGGAAUUUGUUCUCAUUAGCAUAAAUGCAAAAUGGUAGUAGAUACAGGAACUACUCUAUUGACUGGACCAACAAAAGAUGUUAGAACAUUAUUAUCAAUGAUUAGAGUAGAACCUAAGUGUUAGAACUUUCCAUCUAUGCCAGAUAUUACUUUUGUUAUUGAUGGAAGAAACUAUGUUUUAUAACCUAAAGAAUAUAUAUUAACAAUUACAUGUAUCUUAAUGAUUUAAUUAAUUAGAGUCUGGAGUUGAAUCUCCAUAUUAACAUUCUUCUAUGGACUAGAUUGUUGGAUGUGCAGGCACUAUUUUCCCAUUAGAUUUACCAGCAAAAUAGUAAUAAAUUAUUAAUAAUAUCUAAGAGGUCCAUUAUGGAUUUUAGGAGAUGUUUUUAUUACUAAAUAUUCAGCUAAAUUUGAUAGAGAAAACAACAGAGUUGGACUUGCACUUAAUAAAAAUGUAUGA
Molecule: messenger RNA, 1530 nt
Organism: Paramecium sonneborni
Lineage: Eukaryota; Ciliophora; Oligohymenophorea; Peniculida; Parameciidae
Source: the annotation of a GenBank genome assembly